Molecule: messenger RNA, 594 nt
Organism: Cadophora gregata
Lineage: Eukaryota; Fungi; Ascomycota; Leotiomycetes; Helotiales; Ploettnerulaceae
Exons: 1
Coding region: 1-594 (197 amino acids)
Source: RefSeq, a predicted model, not a curated record
AUGAAAAUGAAGAAGUUUAUCUCCGAAAAGUCAACCCCCACAGUCGCCGUAUCAUUGCCCAGCUUGGGGGAUGGUGGAGGAUUCGUCAAGUUCUUGCGCGAAAAAGCUGGAUCAUUCAGCAUGGCGUGCGAAAUGCCCAAGAAGAGGUUUUGUGCCGCUGUCAAGAUCGAAAGUUCCAACCGCAAGGACGGCUUUCAAGAUCAAAAUAACCAUGAAGCCAGAGGCAAGAGCUGUCUCAUAGCCAUCGACGACGAGGAGGAAACUCACUCAACGAAGCGCUCUGCUCAAGAUAAUGGGUUGGACUCUGAUACCCAAGCCAAGUCUAGAGGAGUCAAGUCAUUUGAGGAUGAUGAGGAAAAGCUGGAUAGAAUGCAUGAAGAGGCAAAGCUUUGGUAUAUACUUCAGAAGAGGGAGGAGUUGGUGUCUAUGGAGAAGGAGUUUGAGACUCUGAACAAAGAUAUUCAGGAGUUGAUUAAGAAGGAGAAGGAGGAGAUUGAAGUUAUGGAAGGGUUGAUGAGGGAGAUUGAGAGGAGAAAGGAGGGCUGUAGAAAGGAUAAGGGAAUGUAUAAGGCGAGUGAUGAGGAAUUGGAGUAG